Molecule: messenger RNA, 993 nt
Organism: Blepharisma stoltei
Lineage: Eukaryota; Ciliophora; Heterotrichea; Heterotrichida; Blepharismidae
Source: the annotation of a GenBank genome assembly
AUGUGGCUUAUAACUGUUCUUAUAUCAGUUGCUAUUGCAAAACAAACACUUGCUCCUUAUCUAAAAAAUCUAAAGAGACCUUUGAACAUAGCGCAUAGGGGUGCGAGUGGUUACAUUCCUGAACAUACUUUGCAAGCAUAUGAUGUCGCAGCUUAUAUGUCAGCUGAUUAUAUAGAGCCAGAUCUUAACCCAACCAAAGAUUUCCACUUAGUCAUUAACCACGAUAACCUGCUCAACGAAACUUCAAAUGUGGAGUUACUUCCUCAAUUCGCCUACCUCCAUACAACAAAGGUUGUUCAAACCUACUCAGGAAAUGUUACAGAAACUGGCUGGUUUGUUGAAGACUUUACACUUGAACAAAUAAAGCAGCUUAAAGCUAAACAAAGACUGUCAUUUCGCCCUGCAACUUUCAACUAUUUGCUUGAUAAAAUUACGAUUGAUGAAGCUUUACAGUGGGCUGUAAAUCAAAAUGAGGAGAGAAAAAAGAACAAAAAGCCUUUGGUUGGAGCUUAUAUUGAGCUGAAAAAUCCUGCCUAUUAUAACUCUAAAGGGUUCCCUGUACAGCAAAUGCUGCUUGAUACAUUAAAGAAAUUUGGAGUAGAUGACUUGAAAGGUGCUUCUGAGAGAUGCCCAAUCAUUUUGCAGUGCUUUGAAUUAGAAACUUUGCAGUUCUUCUCAAAUGUAACAGAUCUUCCAUUGGUUUAUUUGAUUGACUCAGGUGCAGGACUACCUUAUAAUAUGACAGAGUAUGCAAGCAUUGUUCAUGGAGUUGGCCCUAAUUUAGGGUUCUUGUUUAAUGGGAAGUUUGAUAGCACUGGAUUUGUGGCUUUGGCCCAUCAGAACGAUUUAUUCGUUCAUCCAUGGACAAUUAGAGAUGAUGUCUUACCAAAGGGAUUCACAGUUAAAGAGUAUUACUUGAAGCUUUUAUAUGAAAAUGUGGAUGGAAUCUUUACUGAGUUCCCUGACAGUGCAACUGCAUAUUUUAACCUAUAA